This is a messenger RNA of Condylura cristata (star-nosed mole), 1895 nucleotides long. It is a transcript of the gene MGAT4D, whose product is annotated as MGAT4 family, member D. Gene Ontology annotation, molecular function: acetylglucosaminyltransferase activity. The coding region runs from base 1 to 1050 and encodes 349 amino acids. Gene Ontology annotation, biological process: protein N-linked glycosylation. Lineage: Eukaryota; Metazoa; Chordata; Mammalia; Eulipotyphla; Talpidae. The record is from RefSeq and is a predicted model, not a curated record. Gene Ontology annotation, cellular component: endoplasmic reticulum; Golgi stack; endoplasmic reticulum-Golgi intermediate compartment. The transcript has 13 exons.
AUGGACCCCAGACGGCAAGAAUGUAAUCAAUUAACUAACUGUAGGAAACAUAUCUUGGAAUUUAAGGAAAAUAUGCUCGUUUUGAAAAAUAAAACUGAAAAUAACCUCCAAGAACUGAUGAAAACCUUGAAAGUAAUGAAGAAUGAAACUUCACAGAAAGGUGUAACAGUAAAUUCAGCUAAGAAGAAUAUAUUGGCUAAGAAUGAAACAGUACCUGAUACAUUUGAAGUCUUAAAGUUGUUUUUCCCUCAUCUAAGGAAGAUAGGCAGAAUUUAUCCUGAUGUAAUAAUUGGCAAAGAGAAAGCAGGAGUUUCUUUUGCGCUAGGUAUUCCCACUGUGAACAGAGGCGAUUGCAGGUACCUGAAGCAAACCCUGACCUCCCUCCUCUCCAGGAUGACUCGCUCAGAACAGAAGGACUCCGUGGUGAUCAUCUCCGUGGCCGAUAGUAAUGAAGAUUAUUUAAAAUCUGUUGUUGACAUGGUUACCAAAAAAUUCAAACAGCAACUGAGGGCUGGAUCUUUGGAGGUCAUUUCUAUACCUGCCAUUUUUUAUCCGAGCAUGUUACAUGCCGCGUCGGCAGCCAAGGACUCUGAGAAAUUAAAGAGAUGGCGAACCAAACAAGUAUUGGAUUUUUGUUUUUUGAUGCUGUACGCCCAACCCAAGGCCAGGUAUUAUCUACAGCUAGAAGAUGAUAUUAUAGCUAAAAAGAUGUACCUUACAAAAAUCACAGACUUUGUACAUAAUAUCUUCUCAAGUAAUUGGCUUUAUAUUGAGUUUUCAGUUCUUGGGUUUAUAGGAAAGCUAUUUAAAUCUGAGGACUUACCUGACUUUGUGCAUUUUUUUUUAAUGUUCUACAAAGACAAACCUAUAGAUUUACUUUUGGGGGACAUUUUUCAGGUAAAGAUGUGUAAUCCAGGAGAAACACCUGAAAAAUGUGCAGAACGAAACAAGCAAAUUCGUAUUCAAUAUAAACCUUCCCUUUUCCAGCAUGUGGGUAUACAGUCAUCGUUAGCUGGAAAAGAACAGUAUUACAAAGAUAUAUAUUAUUAGGAACUUCAUAAUUCUAACACCUUCUUUAAAGCAUGAUCAGAAAUUCAUUCUUCAAAAAAAAUGGCACAACAAGGACUAACUACUCCCAACUUUUUUCCUAGUGGAUAAGAAACUUAUCAUAUUUUUAUUAAUAAUCAAUAAUAAAACAAAAACAUGAAGAUAAUAAGCAUACAAAGAGAAGCUCUGUAACACCUUGGAACCUUGGUUUCUAAUGGCCUCUUUCAGAAAUUGUAAUAAUGAAAAUGCAUAAUAAUAUAGAAAAGAAUAAGCAAACUAAUUAAACUAUCUUGUCCAGAAAAAAAAAGGGAAUAUUUUAUGCUGUUUGUAUUCUUACUAUUACAGUUUAAUUUAAAAAUUGUAAAAGCAGGGACACUUAGAAAUUAAGAAAUUUAUUUUCUUGAUAGUGAUGCUCAUCACUAUACACUUGACAAACAGCUAAAAGCAACUGUCAUGGGCACGGUCUGUGUGAACUGGCAUAUACUCUUAACCACCUUGUUAAGAUAUCCAAAGACAUAGGAAGCAAUUUGUGCUGGUAGUGCGGUAUGCAUUUCCUUCUUUUUAAUAAAUGCAUUUCUAAAACUGUAGCUUGCCGUUAAGUGCGCUUGCAGCUGAUCACCAAACAAAUGAUUUGUGUGGGGGCUGAUAGCCAUCCCGGUCUAAAGAUGUCAUGCUUUUGCCUGUUAGUGCCUUCUCCAGUUAGCUGGACUAUAUGUCUAUCAUUUCUUUUAUCAAAUGUAUUGGGUUUGCCGUCUUUUAUUGAUUUCUCACUUAAUUACAUUGUUUUUACAAGACUUUUCUGUGUCAUUUGAAAACUAUGAGUUCUUAUGCUUAAGAAUUUGAAAAGA